This is a messenger RNA of Pungitius pungitius (ninespine stickleback), 3454 nucleotides long. RefSeq names its product FMR1 autosomal homolog 1 (gene fxr1). Gene Ontology annotation, cellular component: neuronal cell body; dendritic filopodium; presynapse. Gene Ontology annotation, biological process: regulation of filopodium assembly; regulation of alternative mRNA splicing, via spliceosome; positive regulation of protein phosphorylation. Gene Ontology annotation, molecular function: mRNA 3'-UTR binding; translation regulator activity; protein homodimerization activity. The transcript has 19 exons. The record is from RefSeq and is a predicted model, not a curated record. The coding region runs from base 152 to 2413 and encodes 753 amino acids. NCBI's taxonomy places the organism in Eukaryota, Metazoa, Chordata, Actinopteri, Perciformes, Gasterosteidae.
UCUUAAAGGGACAGGACUACCAAAACACAGCAGGAAGAUGACCAUGUCACGUGGGGCUUCAGUUUGUUGAAUUAUCGGUGCAAGGAAACACAAUCAAGCCUCUUUCGGGUUGUAUGUUGGUAUCGAGAUAAGCAACUAGCACACCACUAUCAUGGAGCAGGUACCUCUCCAGCCUCCAAACUUGUGUCCCGAUGCCUCCAGCAACACCUGUCGUCCCGACACCCUUUGCGUGCCCACUAUGGAGGAACUGGUGGUGGAGGUCCGGGGCUCCAAUGGGGCUUAUUACAAGGGCGUCAUCAAAGAUAUCCACGAUGACUCUCUCACCAUUGCCUUUGAGAACAAUUGGCAGCCAGAGCGGCAGGUGCCCUUCAAUGAUAUCCGGAUGCCACCUCCCGCUGACGCCAAGAAGGAGAUCGGGGAGGGCGAGGAGGUGGAGAUCCUCUCCAAAGCCAAUGAUCAGGAGCCUUGUGGUUGGUGGCUCGCUAAAGUCCGCAUGAUGAAGGGAGCUUUCUAUGUGAUCGAGUAUGCCGCGUGCGAUGCCACCUACAAUGAGAUAGUGACCUUUGAGCGUCUGCGUCCAGUCAACACUAACAAGGCCAUCACCAAGAACUCCUUUCAUAAGUGCACGGUCUCCAUUCCUCAAGAUCUGCAAGAAGCGUGCCAGAGUGAGAAUGCCCAUAAAGAUUUUAAGAAAGCUGUGGGAGCCUGUCGCAUCUCGUACUGCCCUGAGACCAGCCAGCUACUGAUUGUGUCCACCAAUGAGACAACCGUGAAGCGUGUUUCUUUGCUGAGUGACAUGCACCUGCGCAGCAUCAGGACCAAGCUGCUGCUAAUGUCACGCAACCAUGAGGCCACAAAGCACCUGGAGAGCUCCAGGCAGCUGGUGUCCUCCUUCCAGGAGGAGUUCAUGGUGAGAACGGAUCUGAUGGGCCUGGCCAUCGGCAGCCACGGCAGUAACAUCCAGCAGGCACGGAAAGUUCCAGGGGUCAGUGCCAUUGACCUUGAUGAGGAGACCGGCACAUUCAGGAUUUAUGGCGAGACAGCGGAGGCCGUGAAGAAGGCCAGGAACUACCUGGAGUUUUUGGAGGACUCCGUGCAGGUGCCCAGGGCCCUCGUUGGCAAAGUGAUUGGUAAGAACGGUAAGGUCAUCCAGGAGAUUGUGGACAAGUCCGGUGUCGUGAGGGUCAGGAUAGAAGGGGACAAUGACAACAAGCAGCCUCGACAGGAAUUGACACAGGGAAUGGUCCCAUUCACCUUUGUCGGUACUAAGGAGAGUAUUGGAAAUGUUCAGGUCUUGCUGGAGUAUCACAUCUCUUACCUUAAUGACAUGGCGGAGCUUCUUGCAGAAGGCCAGCAGCUAGAGGAAGAGCUGAGGGAGAUUGAGGAUUAUACACAGGAAAGCCGCCUAGCAAGAUUGAGAAUAUGCAACAAAAGGCACACUGAAGUUGAGCAGCUUCGUCUGGAGAGAAUGCAGAUUGACGAACAGUUACGUCAGAUCACCCAGGUUCAUCGCCCGGGUGACAGAGAGAGAGGCGAAAGAGGAGGAGGAGGAGGAGGGUAUAAUACGGAUGGCAAUGCCUCUUCCUCUUCUUUACAUGGCAGUCGCUCCUACAAUGGCCGAGGGCGUGGGCGCAGAGGCCACGGCUACAGCACUGGAUAUGGCACCAACUCGGAGCAGUCCAACGCCUCAGAGACCGACUCAGAGCGCAAGGAAGAGCUCAGUGACUGGUCCCUCGCUGGAGAAGACCAGGACCGGGAGAGAGAAAGAGGCUCACGGCCCCAAAGAGACGCCCGCAGGAGGCCCGGACCCGCCAGGGGCCGGGGCGGGUUCGGAGGGCGGGGGCGGGGAGGAAGAGGAGGAUACAACAACACCUCUGCAGGUCCUCGGGACCACGAGGACAACAACGCCUUUGGCGCUGCGGAGACGGAGACGGACCAGGCGGCUGACACCGAUGCUAGUGAGUCCAACUUGCCUGCAAACCGACGCAGGAGAUCUCGACGGCGCAGAACAGACGAAGAAGCCACACUGAUUGAUGGCAUAAGCGAGUCCGACAACGCCUCAACGAGUGAGAACGGAAUAGACGACUCAGAAGUCAAACCUCAGCGCCGCAAUCGUAGUAGACGCCGCCGCAUCCGCCUGCCCGAGGAGAGGCAGCCAGUGACGGUGGCUGACUACAUCUCACGGGCGGAUUCUCAGAGCAGAGAGACGCCGACCACUAAGGACACCAAGAAGAACAUGGAUGUGGGUCAGGUGGAUGCCAUCGCUGAGGACAGCCCACCAUCAGCACCGGCGACCACCAACGGUUCCGACAAUGCUGCCGACACCGAGGGCAGCAAUGGCCCCGGAGCUCCCGCCAAAGUCCCCUACCAGGGGGACGCUAACCCCCUACCUGUCGCUAACGGACUGUCCUAGUCAGACCUGAGCAAAGGAAAUGGUUUCAAAUAUUUGAUAUGUUUUGGCUGCACUUUGUUUAAUCUCCCGGUCUCUGGAGCAGCCUGAAAAUUGAGAUGUUUCAACACAACAAGCACUGUUCUUCUUUUUCUCUACAAAUAUUUGAAACCUGUUCCAGUGCACACGUUUCAGGCACCGUAACUUCCCCUUUACACAAGUGUUCUGUCCAACUAUUCAUUUUACUCCAGAUUAUACGUUUUUUUUUAAUUUUUUAAUUUUUUUUUUUUACAAUAGUUCUUCCUGUACGAGCUUGCCAAAGAUAGUCAAACACACACAGAGCCACAGACGUCUGCAUUAUUUUUCGGUCCACUCUUCAUUGAGAGCUCAGGGAGAGGUCGGACUGAGACAGGGAAAUGAACCCAUACCAUGCUAUGAAUGCAUUGGUUAUUUUUUAUGAGUAAAAAUAAUAUCACAGCAGGAUUUUAGACCAGAAGCAUGUCUGCCUUUUACCAGGUAGACUCUGCUUCCACAACCUUUCUCAGUAUGCACAUUUGCAUCUGAAGUAGUUUGUAAAUUAAAUAUUCUCCAUAAGCAGUACCACAGUACAGAUACAGGUUUGUUGGAAACCCGAGUAUGUUUGACAUACAUGUGAUCAUCUGUUGUGCCUUGAGAGUAGAUUCAACAUGUUGUUGCCCGGCUCUGCACACCGUCUGAAAAUGUUUCACUUAUUUCUGUGUUAGGCGGUCGCCCCCCCCCGACGAGCGGCCUCCGUGCGCUUAAUGUACCCUCACGGCAGCGUACGCAGGUGAAGACAAACACUGAAAGACCCUGAAAAGAUUUCAGAGGCAUAUCUUUUUUAAAUCAGGUGUGUCUGUUCGUAAUGUUUGUGGGGAGACUGAGUCCAGUUAUUCUAUAUAUAUAUAUCUAUAUAUUUCUGUAUAGAUAUAUAUAUCUCUGAGUUUGACAUUAGCUGCUUUCUGUUUUUUAAAUAUGCAACCACUUUGGUCAUACAAAUGUUAUUACAGCGUGUCUGGGACAAAAAAAAAAAAAAAAAAAACUAAA